GCCUCCCGCUCCCGCUGAGCUCAUCCCGCCGCCUGCCCGCCUGGCGCCGGCCCGGGCCGCGCAGCCCUCGGGCGAGCAGAGCCGGGCCCAUCGGCGGAGGUAAGCGCGGCGCCCCUCCUCCUCCUCGGCGAGGGUCCGCGCAGGGCCGGGCGCGGCGCGAGCGAAAGUUUGGGGCCGGGCGGUGGGGCCUGAGCCGGGCGCGGGGCGGGCGGGGAGCCGCGAGGCGAGGCCGGGCCUGGGCGCUGCUCGGCCGCGGCUUCCGCCUGCCCCGCACGCGCUCCGUGCGGUUCCAUUCCUUAGCGGAGGGCGGCUGGGAGGGAAGGUCCCGCGUUCCGGAAAACUUGGUUCCUUCGCUGUUACUUUUCGUAAUAGCGAAGCGGGAAGGAGACGGGCGGAGAGGGGGAGGCGCCGCUGCCGGUCCUUGAACUGUCGGUGACAGCGAAAGUUGUGCGGCGGGGCCGGAGCGGCGCGCUGCGGGGGGCGGGGAGCGCCGGCAGGGCCGGGUUUGGCUUUUAACGUAGGGAUUAUACAGAUAAUGCCGUUCGUGUUUUGAAAUCCGCUCUCUUAAGCCUUCUGAACUCUCGGUGGUGUUACUUCAAGGGUCGCUCUACCCGGGCCCCGUAACGCGUAUUUGUCGGACGGAGAGCGCUCUCAGUGAUCGCUUUCAGUAAUGGGUGUCACUGAGGUCCCGCUCUGCCCAGGUGUGUCUCGGACAAAAGACGUUCGGACCCGCUGUGCCGCGGCCCGGCCCCGCUGGCUGCGCGGUGCCCACCUCCGCUCCCCGCUGUGGCGGUGCGGGAGCGGCGCUUCGGCGCGGAUCGGAGCUGUGCUGUGGGGGGCCCGGCGGGCACUGCCGUGCCAUCGGACGGCGCGGAGCUGGGUCUGCUGCGGGCUUCUAUGGCCGCUGGAUGUCAGCGAGAGGCAGCGAUGUGCGUGUGGGGGGUCGGACUGCCCCGGCUGCUCCAGGGUGCUGCAGGACCGUUCGGCCCGCGUUCGUUGUUUGCAGCAAUCCCGUGUGAGCUCCCGUUUUUGCUAGCCGCUGCUUGAAAAAAACAUCCUGACGGUUAUAUAAUUAAAAGGACCCGGAAAUAAGGGAAAUCAGUGCAAUAUCUUGCAUCCUGCAGAAUUUCCUCCCACUGUGGUUUGAUACGCAGCUGCCAAAAGCUCACCUCUCCUGUUUGUUCUGGCCUGGUGGUGAAGUGGUGGGAAGGUAGUACUGUGGCAUUAAAUAAGUUCCUGUGUGCCAUCACUGCUGCGGAGCGUGUGGGGCUGCGCUGACACAGGCACACUGUGCUGCUGGCUGUCCUGCUGUCUCAGUGCAGCUAACCGCUGGAACGUCCGAGUGGCGAUAAAUGAUAUCUGCCAUGGAGCCAAAACAUAUUUGGUUCUCGGCCAAAGUGCUCGGCUUCCCACAACAGUCCUUAGGAAAAAGGCAUUUUGUGUGUCAGACCGCAGGCCUGGAGUUGAUGCCAUAGCAACUUUGUGGUCUGAGCACACACUUCUGGAGACAGCCAAGCAAUCUUCGCAGAAUCACUCUGUUUUUCUUUAGCUGAACUUUGUGUUGUCACCAGGAUUAAAUCUCUGUGAAGAUGAAAGAUGGAUCAGCAAGGUUUCAAGCUGCUGUGUCUGAAGGCAUCAGCCUGCUCUGCUAGCUAUUGUAAUGAUGCUGAUAGACGUGGCUGUAGGUUAGGAUGUAUAAUUGUGGCUUUACGCGUAAAGUUUUCCUGUAGAGCUGCUGUUCUGACAAAUAUGGGUAUUUCAGGCCUUGCCAGAAGCCAGAUUGCCGUGCCCUGCCGGAAGCAGGGAAGGGUCGGCUCUGGGUUCCACAUCUGGAAGCUCUGAGGGCUGUGUCAGCACUGCCUGCGCCCUGUGGGGGCUGCGCAGUUUAUUUAUCACAGAGCUGCUGCAGUAAGAAAGAAAAAUGCAUACAGCUCCACAAAUGCGCGCGGCCCUACGAAUGUUUGUGGGUAGGAGGCGGUGCUGUCAGAAAACUGCCUUGUGAAUAAUGGGAAAAGCACAGUGGAGUGUGUGGAGGGGAAGUCUGAGCUCGUUGCUCAUUAAUGGAAAAUACCUGGUGUGUUAUCUGAUACUGACGGGACAGCUUCCCAUGCUGUCUCUUAUUCUUUUAAAAUGCAUUACUUAGCAUGACUGAUCAAAACCUUUAAUAUGCGGUAUAUUCAGUUGAGAAGGAUGUCAGCAUGCUUACCAGAGGUGUUUGUCCACGUCUAAAACACACUGUAGGGAUCUUGCUGUGCUCGCUGCUCUGUUUGGCCUCUCUGAGUCCGGCGCAACAUCCUCUGUGUGUGAAUGGAAUGGAGACCGUCCUGUGGAUGGGAACCGCUGCACAGUGUGAGCCGGAGGGCAGAUCUUGUGCCAUCCAGUGCUGUGCUUCAGCAAAACGCUCUGCCUUUCGUCUCCUUACCAUAGCGAAGGUGUCCUGUUGCUUUUCUGUGCUAUUUUUCUCCUUCCAGCUUCAUAAAUGGACUAAUCCUGUGGAGUGUGCCUUGUGGUUAUUGCAGGCUUCUGUCCUGUCUAGCUGCUGCACAACUGCACAGGUUCCAAACCUGCAUCUUGAGGCACAGACUGUGUAGAUGAUAGAAAUGGAAUGCCUGAGCCAUAGGCUCCAUCCGAAGGGUGCUUUGGAACUGAAACGUUUCGUUUUGCAGUACUUUAAUAGGCUGAGAGCUUGGCCUUCCUGUGUAGUGUGUGGAGGUGCUCCUGUGCCAAAGUGGUGUUUCUAAGAGUGGAAGCAGAAGCCCAAGUGAUGCCAAGUACCUAUUACAGGUUUUUCUCCGCUGCCAGGAGAGAAACUGACUGGGAGCAGUUGCUGGAAUGUUUUAUUUCUGUGGUAGUGACAUCUCCAAGUUUUAUUUCAUUUCUUUUGUUUUGUCUUCUUCAUCUGCGUUAAUAUUCCCUAACUGAGGUGUGGGUGAUGUGCUCUGUGGUGCAACCCGGCUCCUCACAGUGCCUGGUGCAUGGCAGGCAGUGCUGCAGAGCUCAGGGAGCAGUUUGCUUUGCUGCACAGACCACAGUGCCCUCAGCUCCAGAUUCUAACGAGGCCUUAAGCACGGAUCAGCUCAGCAGUGUCAGUAUGUAACUUCUUUGCAUUGAUGCUAGCAGAAAUUCAAAUGUCUCUGAGGUCAGAUCAAGAGCUCCUAUGUGCAUCUUGGUGUUGAAGUUGGCAGCAGUGCUUAGCAAGUUGUUGUGUACAUCUGCUCUUCAUUUAAUUUCUCUUUUAAUUUGAUCUAGAGUUAGGAUGAGACUUGAAAAUUUUCAAUUACAUCUGGAGGGGUAUGAAAUUGGAAAGCUGAGGGCAGCUUCUGGCUCUCGUUAUCGUAAAUACCCUCAGAACAGAAGUACCAAGCUACAGAUACAUGUUUUAAAUCUUCCUGUGCAGUUUUUAUCAGCCUCCUAAACUUCAUGGUGCUGUGUUAAAGUUAGGGCUUGUGAAUUAUCAAUAGAUGUGGAUUGCCAUGUUUUAGAUCUCUGAAACACAGUAGAAUUAGAAAAUUAUUUGCAGCCGACAGAGCUGUUGCAGUCUCACUUUGUGCAGUAGCUUGUCCUCUGAUGAGUACUCAAACUAUUGCUCAAAUUCAACCUUUUUCUUUUUAAAUUGUGCAUCCUAUUGCAGCAUGGCAGGAAUUAAGCCAUCAGAGAACAGUGCCAGGUGAGUGGGAAUGCAGGGCUGGAGCAGGGACCUGCAGGUGGGCACCUGGAGCCCUGCAGUGUGUGGGGACAUGGCCAAGGGCAGCAGCACUGGUGCAGAAUCUCCUUCACUUUAGGGUGUUUCCUCCUGUUCCCUUCUACCUGUGCAUUCUCCCUAUCUUGCUCAGGCAUAUUCAAGAAUUUGCAUGUUUGUAACCAAAUCAAAAGACUUCACUAGCAAUCUUUCAGGCUUGACCUGAGCUGCUGAUGUGGUUGUUCCACCAAUGCAGAUAACAAGGCAUUCUUGGUUGUGUUGAGAACUUGACUUGUCGUUGAACUUCUGACAGCUGCUGUAAAGGCCAUUAGUUUUUACAUAUAUUCAGUACAGUUGUCAGGUGUCACUAAUCACAGCACGGCUGGGCUGGAAGGGACCCCUCAGCCUCAGCCCCAGCCCUGCCAUGUGCUGGCUGCCCCCCAGCUCAGGCUGCCCAGGGCCCAUCCACAGCCUGGGGCGCCUUCAUGGAUGGGGCACCACAGCUCUGGGCAGCGCCACGGCCUCACCGCCUGCCAGGUGUAGAAUUUCCUCCUCACAUCUGACCUAAAUUUCCCCUCUUUUAGUUCAAGACACUCCCCUUAUGUCACAAUCUGCCUGUGUAACAAGAUUGAUUCCCCUCCUGUUCAUAAGCUCCCCUCAAGUACUGCAAGGGCACAGUGCUCAUGUUAUCUGUAUCUAGCAGGAUAUGAAGUGCCAGAAAUGUGCAGGGUGGCAAGGUGAGCGUCUGCUACUUGUUUGCUGCAUGUUUCGCGUAUUUGGUAAUUGAUAGUUCUAAGAAUGAAUGUGUCUGUUGAAUGGCUGCUGCACUGUGUCCAGGCUGUGUGUAUUGCCUGAUUUGCUGUGCUUUUUUGAGGAGGAAAAAAGAGGGGUGUUAAUUAACAAACGAACAACAACAACAAAAAAAGGUAAUUUAAGACUUGAUCUUAGUGUUGGUUAAAUUUAGAUCCAGCAGGAGAGGAGCUGCAACUUGUUAGCAGCACAGGAACCGCCCUGACAGAAGUGUUUGAUGUGUGUGUAAAUGUGAGCAGCAGCUCUGUGGCUGCAGUUGGGCUGGAGGAGCUCUGUUUGGCUCACAGCACUUUGCUUUUUUAAAUACUGUCUGAGCUUCUGCUGGAACUUUGCUGCCAUGUACUUAAUUGUAUUUAUGAAUUAAUUAUUAAAUAUCUGUGAUGUGUCAAAAACUGGCAGUUAUGAGCCAGAUUCAGAGCUGUUGUGCUCAGAACAGCAGGGGUGUUUUAAUUACUGGAAUAGACAGAGACUGGGUUAAACAUCUCUAAAACGAGCUUCGUUUGAUCUGGAAAAAUGCAAGAAUUUGGGUAAAGAUUGCUUCUCUCCUUCAGGGACAUAUGAGUUGAGGAAAGCAGUCCAUUUCUUUCUUUAAUAGCUGUCCUUUUCUUUGGAUUUCCAUUUCUGCCCGGGCUUUAACAAGUUAGGAUUUGAACAGUAUAAGCAUAAGAAUAGACAGAAGUAGAAUAUAACCUUUGAUUUCUGAAAUCUAAGCGAGAGAAGCUGCUGGAGAGUCUGAUUGUGGACAGGUCCUUUUGUUUUGGUGUAAGCAUUUGGUUUGUUUGUUGUUUGCUUUGGACAGUAAUGACAAAACAUAAAAUAUUCCUAAUGCAGCUCUGGAGGGGACUGUUCUGUGGUUUGCAUCAGAAAUGCCUUUGAGUUGAAUUGAUCGUUAAUGUGCUUCAAGGUCUGUUCUGUGCUGGGCUGGAUUCCCGCUGAGGUCAGAAAGGGGAUUUUUUUUGCUUUAAUAGGGACAAAGUUUCUGGAUUUUUCUGCAAUAUUUGCCAGAAACUGAAAAUACCAAGAAAAAAGAGAGAAAUGUCCCAGCCACAAACUGUAGGCAUGGUUUUGCUAUGAUGAAGUAAAAUCUUAGCACUGUUCAACUGGCAGCAUAGACUCCUUGUGUGCAUAAAGGAGUUGCCCUGAAAAGUUGCAGAGACAAUUACAAGGCAUCAGGGAAAGGAUUUCCUUUCCUCAAUUAAGUUAAAUUCAGUAGAAGUGGAAUGGAGGAGACACAUUGUGCCUUGUAGCAUGAAGUCAGAAACUAACACUCGACUGGAGAACUCGCAGAUGCACAUAAAGCUGCGGGGCAGCAGUGCUGGUGCAUGCAGCUGCAGUUUGCUCUGUUCGUGCUACCUGCGUUCUGUAAGCUUGCAGCAAGCUGGUCAGUGGGUGAUGGUCCACUUGAUAAAAGUAAUCUGACGCUCAUUUGGUGGAACCAGAUAUGUUUUGAAACUGUAGGAAGAAGAUUAACAACCUAACAUUUUAUUUUUCCUGACGAAAAAUCUGCACUUCUUCUCUAAAAGGCAGUCCGAAGGGAGGGCGGAGGCAGCAGUAAGAGAGUUUGUUCUGCUGGAGUUCAAAGCACUGUGAAGGGCUGCACCGAGGAUUGCAGAAGGAUUUCCUGGGGGCAGUGGGGGGUAGGGGGAGGAGGUGUUCGUUCCCGUGUGGCACUGAGGGCUCUCCCAGGCUGCCAUGUCCUCUGCUGCACGCUGUGCUGCUGCAGUGCACACCAAGAAUGGGCUCCUGAGGGCUCCCUGUGUUGGUGGGGCAUCUGUGCAGCUGCUGUGCUCUACAGUGUCUAUGACUGCCUCUCCUAUCUACUACAAAUCACGUUCUUCUUAUGGUUCUUUUUCCUCCUAUUUUCACCGGGAAAAAAAAUGCUUUCCUCCUUAGUGAGCCUGGCUUGGUCAAGGGAGAGCUCUAAACAGUCUCUUUCCUUCAAAGUUCUACGCUAAGUGCGUUCUUGUUAAUUUCAGUCUCUUGCUCUUGCAUCUUUUCACUCUAUUUAUUAGUGAACUCAGUUCAUUGGGUUGCAGUAGGACUUGCAAGCAUUCCAUCUACUGGCGGAGGCAAAGCCUCACGUGCUGUCUUGGCAAACUUUUGAACAUCUAGGUAGAUCGAAGGUGGUAGUGAAUAAUUGAUGUUUAAAGGACACAGUUUGUAUUGUUCCACUAGUGAAAUUCUGGUUCUGACGGUUUCAGUUAUUUUUGGUUUUUUGGACACUUGCCUGCGGAGGGAAUGCUUUCUGACAUUGGAGUAAGAAGCUCUCAGUGGUGCUUGGCUGCUUAAUUACUGAAAGCAGCAGAGCAAGUGUAAAAUUUAAUACAUACAGGCUUGCCAGUUAUUCUGUAGUUUUGGUAAGAGCAUGUAUGAUCUUGUCUGUACCUGAUAGUUACUGCAGAAUAACGUGGAGUGUGAAUGUGAAGCACUUUUUACCUUGUAUAGACAAGCCUUUAAUUUUUCUUCAAGAACAAAGUGGGAGGUUGCACAUAUCUUCUUGUCCCUGAUCUGAACUCUGUCAUAGACUUACUGCUGGCAAGGAGUGAUACCCAAAGCGUUACGCAGCUUGUGAGUGUUCUCAUUGAUUUCAUGCAGUCACAGCAAAGCUGGGUUGGAAGGGACCCCAAAGCCCCCUACCAGCCCUAUCCCUGCCCUGGGCUGGCUGCCCCCUACCGAUCCGUGAGCUGGGGCACCCACAGCUCUGGACAGCAGUGCCAGGUCCUCACUGCCCUCUGGAUAAAGAAUUUCUUCCUGACAUCUGACCUAAGUCACCCCUCUUUUAGUUUAAAACCAUUCCCUGUGUCCUGUCACUGCACUCUCAGCGUAAGAAGUCCCUCUCCUGUCUUCCUGCAGCCCCUGGAGGCACUGGAAGGCUGCAGUGAGAUCCGGAUCCUUCUCUCGUGCAGGCUGAACACUCCUGGUCCUGCAGCCUGUCUCUAUGGUGGAGGUGCUCCAGAGCACUUUCCCAGCAGUCAGUGCCACUUCAGAGGUCUGCUUGUGUGAAGGGAAUGCUGGCAAGAGAGCCUCCAGCCCUCUGCUAACUCCAUGUCCAUCUUUUGUGGUAGGAGCUGCUUAUCAGAUGUGUUCAAACAGAGCUUGUUUUUAACAUUGUAACAUGUGCUCUCCAUGCUACUGCACUGUACAUUCGAAUGGAAAGUGCUUCAGUUGAGGAGGAAUUGGAAAAAUAUGGAUGUUGGUAUUUCCUUGCAGCUCAUGCUGUAGAGGAAUGUUUGAGUCUUGCUCAUUGAAGAGUGCGAUCAAGCAUCAAAAACCAGAAAGUUUGCAUUUUGCAGGAGACGGAAGGCAUCCCAGUAUCUGAGGCAGGAAGCAGGGAGGGGAAUAUUUCUGCUUUGCUGCAUUCCUAUGGUGAGAUUUCAGGAGAUAGCUGAGCCAAUCCAACUGUGUGUUGUGAUUCAAAGGCGUGGUUCUUCCUUCUGUACCUGCCAUGGGAGCCUUGUGCUGCUGUUUUUCUCGUGGUUUUAGGGUCACUUAGUAGUCUUCUUGCUUAAUAAUUUAAGUGUUUGUUAGCAGAUCCAGUUAGGCAGUUGUGUUCUCUGAAAUAAGUGUCUGAAUUCCAUUUUUAAUACAGGUUUCUAAGAUUGCCUUGUGUGGUUUCCACUAUUUGAGCAAGGGGCUGGACCGGAUGACAUCCAGAGGUCCCCUAGAAUUUCAUCCGUACUGUGCCUUAGUGAGCAUUGGUAGUUGUGGCCAUUAUAAGUAUUUCAAGCUGUUAUUGCAUGGUACCACUUUACAUCUAAUAGCUGAGGUCAGAUGAUACUCUAAUGAAGAAACCAUCAAAAUCUGUUUGAAACAAGAGUAGUAUAUUUUAAGUCAUGUUAGAAAAUGCAGCAGUUCUUACUUAAUGAUAGAUAUGUUCGUUUUGUUAUUAAUCCUGUGAAGUUGAAAGUACAUAACAUGUCCUUUGUAUGCAAGGUUUGGAUGGAGCUUUGUAUUUGCUUUCUGGCAAAAGUGAGUGGCUGUGAUUCCCAGCUGGGUCAAGAGCAGGUAUUUUAUCAUCCUGUGCUACAGGGAAUCUGCUGCCUCAGGUUAGCUGACACAAAAUUAAAAUGGUGUGUGUGUGCAUAUAAUUUAAAUAUGUAUGUACACAUGUAUGCAUACCAAAAUGUGCACCUGUACUGAACAUAGAUGAGAGAUGUGUAGUAUCAGGAGAAAAGGGAUGAGUUUUCCUUUUUGAAAGGAAGGAGGAAAGAAACAAGAUGCAAAAACAGAGGAAAGAAUUCUGAAAAUAAUUAGGUAGAGGGGAUGAAGAAUAGAAGAUCUGGAACUAGAUACGAUAAGAGACUAACAUAUAUAAACCUAUUUUGUAUGUAAAAUACACAAAAGGGUCUGAGUUGCAUCAGCACCAUCUUACUGUCACAUCAGCAUGUCUAUCUUCCUUUUAAAUCUCAAGCAUACUAGAUUCCAAUGCAAACUUGGAAAGUAGGUAUGGUAAUGAAAAGUUGCCUUUUCUGGGCUCUGAACAUAACACAAACUUGGACAGUGUUGCUUUGUCUGUGGCUAGGUUUUUCAGAGGAGUGUCCUGCAGUAUCUGGUCAGCAUGGCUGGGAUGCUGUCCCGCUUCCCAUGCGGCACUCCUGGGGGCCGGGGGCCAGAGGGUGCCCAGAAGCUGCGUGGUGCGGCGGCCCUUCAUCUGCAGGCCUGCGGUGCAGGGAGCUGUGCCGACACAGCGGCUGUCUGGUGCUUUGCUUUGCUCAGGUGGGGACAGCGGUACUUCAUGAAUGCUAUCAAUAAUCUUGCUGGCUGAUGACGGUAAUGCGUCAGUAGAAGAAUCCGGGAGCAGACUUAUCUUUUGUUUCAGUGCAGAUGUGAAAGUCAAAUAGCUGGCACGCAGGGAGCUGCUCUGCUGUUUCUUCUUCUUGUGCAUUCACCUCAGUCUUCUCAGUACAGAUUCCUCAGUAGACUGAAUAUAAACUGCCUCAAAAAGUUUUCCUCUUCUGCAGUCUUCUCUGUCAGCACUUGUCCUGCUGACGUGGCCGAAGCUUCUGAAGGAGAGGCAGCACUGGGGCAGUGACAUCUGGCAGGGAGCAGGUGCUGGCACACUGCUGGUGCCACAGGAUUUUGGCUGGACUCCUUCCUACUGUUGGUGUGAAUUUGCUUUUCAGUGGAUGGAAAAAAAGAUGAAGAAGCCUUCAUUUCUAGAUAUUUAAAUGAACUUAGUUGAUGGCCUUUGUACAGAAAAAGAACAAAAGUCACAUCUUAGUGUUUGAAAGUGAUUGCUUUGCAAGUUCUGAGUUACAAAUACGCAUCUUAAAUACAAAAAGACGCCAUGCUAGUACCACAGGUAUAUAACCAGGAGCAACACUUAAAAUGUUAAAGGCAGUUUUAAAGAAGAGCCGAGAGGGUGGAAAAGGGAGCAAGAAAGAAUCAGCAGGGGACUCCUGCCCAGAGAAUGCCUUGCAGAGUGUUGCAGCAUCUGGCCACGGUGCAGAUCUUCCCACUGGCAAUCAGCAUAUCCCGGGGGAUGCUUACAGGAUGAACUUGGCUAAAGGAGUCUCAAUGUCAUUGCCAUCUUCACCUCUGCUGCCACGCCAGUCUUAUUUGAUGCAGUCGCGAUCAAACAAAAAGUCCCCAGGUCCGAUCAGGAAGGCCAAGUAUGUGGAAAGUCCUAGAGUGCCAGGUGAGGCAAUUCUACUGCUGAGAAAACAAUCAGGGCAAGAAGAACCCAUUCAAAAUGCAAAGCCUGAUAAAGACUCAAGCUGUUCUCCUGCAGCACAAGAAUUGAUGACGAGAUUGGGUUUUUUACUAGGAGAAGGGAUACCAACAUCUGCUCAUAUAGAAGAAAAAAAUGAAUCCAUGUGUACUAUAGCCAGUCAAGGAGUCAGUCCAUGUUCUACCCUCACAAGCAGCACUACAUCUCCAAGCACUGAUAGCCCAUGCUCAACUCUUAAUAGCUGUACUGGCAAAGCAGCAGCCAACAAAGGUAGUCCCUGUGAAACCAUGAGAAGCCCUAGCUCCACCCUGGAGAGCAAGGACAGUGGAAUAAUAGCAACUGUAACAAGUUCAUCAGAAAAUGAUGAUCGUAGUGGAUCCAGUUUGGAAUGGAGCAAGGAUGGGAGUCUCAGAGCUGGAGCACAUCGAGGAAUUGGUCACGAUCGAAGAACUGACAAUUGUUCACCAGUUGCAGAAGAGGAGGCUGUUGGAUCUGCUGAGAAUUUGCCAAAGGAAGUACCAACAGGAGAGGGUCCUGUUCCUUAUACUCAGAGUUCUGGAUCUUUAAUAAUGCCUCGUCCAAACUCUGUUGCAGCAACAAGUUCUACCAAAUUGGAAGAUCUGAGUUAUUUGGAUGGACAAAGAAAUGCUCCUUUACGCACUUCAAUUCGCUUACCUUGGCACAACACUGCUGGUGGAAGAGUGCAGCAGGAAAACAAAGCACGUUUUGUCACCUAUAAGCCUCAAGACAUUUUGCUAAAGCCAUUACUGUUUGAAGUGCCAAGCAUAACGACAGACUCAGUGUUUGUUGGAAGAGAAUGGCUGUUUCAGGCAAUUGAAGAAAAAUUGAAGAAUACAGAUCUGGCAGAGAGCAAAGGAACAGUUAUUACUGGGAAUGUGGGAUUUGGGAAGACUGCUAUUAUUUCCCGUCUGGUGGCACUUAGUUGCCAUGGAAGUCGCAUGAGGCAAAUAGCUUCAAACAGUCCUAAUUCAUCCCCCCAGAGCAGCGAUUCCUGUCAGGAGAUUCCCUUAAGUCAGUUACCUCUGUCUACUGCUCCUCCAAGUGGUACCUAUACAGUGAAGACCAUGAAUUGUCCUGGUACUCCUGACAACCAGAAUCAAACAGGUGACUCUGUGAAACGCCUUGCCUCAAGGGUUGUUGCUUAUCACUAUUGUCAAGCUGACAACACAUACACUUGUCUUGUCCCAGAAUUUGUGCACAGCAUUGCAGCUUUGCUUUGUCGUUCGAGUCAAUUAACAGCAUACAAAGAUCUUCUAAUAAAAGAGCCUCAUUUACAAAGCAUGCUUAGCCUGAGAUCUUGUGUCCAAGAUCCAGCAGCAGCUUUUAAAAGGGGAGUGUUGGAACCACUUUCAAACCUCAGGAAAGAGCAGAAAAUUCCCGAGGAAGAAUACAUAAUUUUGAUCGAUGGUCUAAAUGAUGCUGAAUUCCAUAAACCUGAUUAUGGUGACACAAUUUCGUCAUUUCUUGCAAAGAUAAUUUGUAAGUUUCCUCCCUGGCUGAAGCUCAUUGUGACUGUGAGAACUAAUUUCCAGGAGGUAGCAAGGUCACUACCCUUUAUCUCAAUAUCCCUGGACGAUUUUCCAGACAACAAAGAAAUUCACAAUGACUUGAGUGCUUACAUUCAGUACAGAAUUAAUAACAGUCAGGAGAUUAUAAACAACAUAUCUUUAAAUGGAAAAGCUGAUGCGGCUAUAAUUGGGAAAGUGAGUAACCAUCUGAUCAUGAGAAGCCUGGGAUCUUAUCUCUAUUUGAAACUGACUCUGGAUCUUUUCCAAAAAGGUCAUUUAGUAAUCAAAAGUGCAAGCUACAAGGUAGUUCCAGUGUCUCUAUCAGAACUGUACUUACUUCAGUGCAACAUGAAGUUUAUGACAAACUCUGCGUUUGAGCGAGCCCUGCCAAUAUUAAAUGUGGCUCUGGCAUCCUUACAUCCCAUGACAGAUGAGCAGAUUUUCCAAGCUAUUAAUGCAGGUCAAAUAAAUGGAGAACAACAAUGGGAGGACUUCAGCCAAAGGAUGGAAGCUCUUUCAUGUUUUCUGAUAAAAAGGCGUGACAAAACACGUAUGUUCUGCCACCCUUCCUUCAGAGAAUGGCUUGUUUGGAGAGCAGAUGGUGAAAAUACUGACUUCUUAUGUGAGCCAAGGAAUGGACAUGCUUUAUUGGCUUUCAUGUUUUCUCGACAAGAGGGAAAACUAAACCGCCAACAAACUAUGGAACUUGGUCAUCAUAUACUUAAAGCUCACAUUUUUAAGGGUCUCAGUAAAAGGACUGGAAUUUCUUCCAGUCAUCUUCAAGCCUUGUGGAUUGGUUAUAGUGCUGAUGGACUGUCUGCAGCCCUUGCUUCUCUGAGAAACAUCUAUACACCCAAUGUGAAGGUGAGUCGACUGCUGAUCUUGGCAGGUGCAAAUGUGAAUUACAAGACCGAAGUACUAAAUAAUGCUCCAGUACUGUGUGUUCAGUCACACCUUGGACAUGAAGAAGUGGUCACUCUUCUACUAGAAUACGGAGCUGCUAUUGAUGGAACAUCAGAAAAUGGAAUGACCCCACUUUGUUAUGCAGCAGCUGCAGGUCACAUGAACAUAGUUUCACUGCUGUGCAAAAAGGGUGCAAAGGCUGACUAUCUAGACAAAAAAGGGCAAUGUGCUUUGGUCCACAGUGCACUGAGAGGGCAUUGUGAUAUCCUUGAAUAUCUUCUGAAUGUCGCUUGGGCAGCUUCUUCUCAGGAGCAAAAUUCACUAAGAAAAAGCCAAGCACUGCAGCAAUCACUGACAGCAGCUUCCAGUAUGGGACACUGUCAGGUGGUUUGUUACAUCUUGGCAAUUGAGAAGGAGCAUGAAGUUGACAUCAAUGUCACUGAUGCCUUGUGGGGAGAAACAGCCUUGACAGCUGCUGCAGGAAGAGGAAAACUGGAAGUCUGCGAGUUACUUCUUGAACGUGGAGCAGCUGUGAGCAGAGCUAACAGGAGGGGCGUUCCGCCGCUCUUCUGUGCAGUACGGCAGGGGCACUGGCAGAUUGCUAAACUUCUUCUGGAGCAUGGGUCUGAUGUGAAUUUAAGCGACAAGCAAGGCAGAACUCCACUCAUGGUGGCUGCUUGUGAAGGACAUUUGAGCACUGUGGAAUUUCUCCUUUCUGCAGGUGCAACUAUUUCAUCUCUGGACAAAGAAGGGCUGACAGCUUUGGGCUGGGCAUGUCUAAAAGGCCACAGAGAAGUGGUUCAGUAUUUAGUUGAGAAAGGCGCAACAGUUGAUCAGACAGACAAAAAUGGACGAACACCUCUAGACCUGGCAGCUUUUUAUGGAGAUGCUGAUAUUGUGCAGUAUUUGGUAGAAAAAGGAGCAAUGAUUGAGCAUGUUGACCACAGCGGCAUGCGGCCACUGGACAGAGCCAUUGGAUGUCGUAAUACAUCAGUGGUGGUUAUGCUCCUGAGGAAAGGAGCUAAACUAGGAAAUGCAGCAUGGGCAAUGGCCACCUCGAAACCAGAUAUUCUCCUCAUUCUGCUGCAGAAACUCAUGGAAGAAGGAAACAUACUGUACAAAAAAGGCAAGAUGAAAGAAGCAGCACAGCGCUAUCAGUAUGCCUUGAGGAAGUUUCCGAGGGAAGGAUUUGGAGAAGAAAUGAAAGCAUUCAAUGAGAUGAGAGUUUCAUUGUACUUGAAUUUAUCAAGGUGUCGCCGAAAAACAAAUGAUUUUGGUUUGGCUGAAGAGUUCGCUACCAAAGCAUUGGAUUUAAAACCCAAGUCUUACGAAGCCUAUUAUGCUCGAGCAAGAGCAAAAAGGAACAGCAGAAAGCUACUUGCUGCUCUUGCUGACUUACAUGAAGCCACAAAGUUGUGUCCUGGCAAUCAAGAAAUUAAACGUCUCCUGGCUCGAGUAGAAGAAGAAUGUAAGCAGUUCCAGAGAACGCAACAACAGAAGCAUCAGUGCUCACAGUCAGGACAGCAAAUUACCAAUUCUGAUAAUGAGGAGGAGGAUGUUAUCCAAGGAGUGAAUGAGAACUUCCAUCUUCAAGAAAAAGAGGAAGAACUGCCACACCCUGAUGAAUCUGUUUCCUCUCCACAAAGGCUGCAACAUUCCUUAGCUACUUCAUCAUACACUAGAAACCUUCAAGACAGUGUUCAGCAGAAAGUGAGACCUGUGUCCCCUCAAGGCAGAACAGGCAAUAAAUAUCUGAGAGAGCCAGGCUUGAUCAUGCAGCCAACAAAGCAAGCACAGAUUGUAAAAACUAAUCAGCACCUGAGCUCCAUCCAGCCUGGAUCAAAACUGGGAAGCAGUCAAUGUAAUACAAAGACACAAUCGCCUUUUCAGCAUCUUUCCCAAAGUCCUGUGCCAGUUCGACACACUAAAAUUCAGCAUUUGGAGGGGACAAGCGCAUUAUCAGCUGGAAGUGUUUCCACAGGUGCUAGUUCUGAGCUGUACAAUGAGAAGUUCACAUCCAGCCAGUGUUCCCAUUCACAGCACUCUUUUGCAAAGAAAUCUAAAACCACUGAUCCAUCACCAGCCCCAUUUCAAAUGAAUUUCAGUGAAGCAAGACAGCAAAGUCCUGUACCCAGCACUGUCUCUUCUACUUCUCCACCUAGCAGUAUGAUUCUUGCCAGCUCAACCAGCAGCUUAACUUCAGUGAGUAGUUCUGCAGAUAGUAUUAAGGGGCUAGGGCCAGACGUUCGAAGCAAGGAGAACAAAGUUAAUCAAGUUCAUGGUACUGCUGCUGAACACAGACCUCGCAAUACGCCAUUUAUGGGAAUCAUGGAUAAGACUGCCAGGUUUCAGCAGCAAAAUCAGUCCAGUCGCUCUUGGCAUUCUCAGGCCUCAGAUGGAUUAUCAACAAAUGUUUCUUCAGGGAGCAUUCAGUCUUCUAAUUUCGAGCAGUUUUCGGUCAAACACUCUCAAACUAAAACUUCCUCUACUGUUACUAUCCCGGGAGAGAGCAACCAGAAUGGUAUGCAAGCUAAAGUACAUGAGGAGCUUAGGUGUCAAACAGCUGCCUACUGUCAAGAUAAUAGAGCACCAAAACAAGUUCUGCAUUUAUACCCAGAUGCGCCAUCAAAACAACACUCUCACAUCAGUAAGGAAGGUCAUUUAAGCCACGUCACCUCUACAAAACCAAAGCGAUCAUUUAUUGAAUCAAAUGUGUAAAUAUUAUUUUGUAUGUUACAUAGUUGUAAAACUUCGCUUAUAACAUCGUAGGGUGUUCCCACUAUAGUGGGAUAGCAGCUGGCUGUUGGUGAGUUUGCGUGCUCAGCCCACACUGACCAGUACUUUGUGGGGUACGACCACUUUAAACUGUUCAUGCUGACACAGUAACUGGAAUAGCAAAUUAUGUAGGAAGAGUCAAUUAGGAUCAAUCAGUCCAUCAAACUAGGACCUCAAGUAGCGGAAUUCUUUCCAUUACACUGUACCGCGAAAAAAGAAAAUAAAUACACACACACACACACGCACGCAUAUAUAUGUUUAGAUUCUCCAUAGGGCUUUAAUCUUCGCUUUUGGUUGUAUUGCAUCACAUCACUUACACAAUAAUUGUGCCUCUGUAAUGCUUAAGUGCUUACUUCUCAAAACUGGUUAAGAAAAUAGAUGCUGCGUACUCUUCAGAUCUGUAUAUCCUUUUUUUUUUUUUUUUUAAUCAAAGAUAGUAUUUUAUCACUUUUCUAGUGGGCUCUAAUUUGAGGUGCAUGAUGUACAUUUAGGAAGCAAAAUUUGUGUAUGAGUAAACUCAAAGCAGUUAUGUUUUGAGAUGUAAAUAUAACUAUUUUUAGUAACAAGUAAAAUAAACAGUAACAGCUGCAUGUGUAUUGAAAGGCUUUGACCAUAUUGGUUAUUGCACUGAGUAACACAAUAUUACAGCAUGUUAACGAUAACCGCACUUUAUCUAGUUUACCUAAUCGCCUUUGGGUGCUAUUUUAAAGCAAAAUUAUAUAUUGGCUGUUUAUUCAUUAAAAAAGGUACAGCAGUGAAAUGUUUAGUAAGUAUUGUGAUAGGAAACCCAAGAAAUGAAAUGCAGAUGGAAGUUGGAGGAAAAGCGUAAGUGCAGUUACUUUAUAGGAUGAAGUUGUGGAGUUUUUUCAGAGGAAAUAAGGUUUUAUAGUGUCAAGAAUAUUUGGAAACUAAAGAGAUGCAGUGACAUUUCUGACUGCCAUGGGGCGGGAGUGGCCAACCUGAGGUUGUCACUUCCCAGGUCUUGCGUGUGUACAGUGGUGUAUGUACGUUGUAAACACCUGUAUGCGUUUUUAUAAACUCUUUCCUGAGUUCACAUUAUGCUUUAGCUUAUUUAUUGCAUACUAUUUCUUCGGUAUUUUGUACAAGCUAUAUUAUUCUUGUCCUGUAGUACUAUUUUUGCACAGCUACUGUAUUUUUUCCAUACAAAAUAAAAGUUACGAUUACA
Messenger RNA from Gallus gallus (chicken), 16553 nucleotides. It is a transcript of the gene TANC1, whose product is annotated as tetratricopeptide repeat, ankyrin repeat and coiled-coil containing 1. The transcript has 27 exons. The coding region runs from base 9818 to 15310 and encodes 1830 amino acids. Gene Ontology annotation, cellular component: glutamatergic synapse. Gene Ontology annotation, molecular function: protein binding. Gene Ontology annotation, biological process: regulation of postsynapse organization. The record is from RefSeq and is a predicted model, not a curated record. NCBI's taxonomy places the organism in Eukaryota, Metazoa, Chordata, Aves, Galliformes, Phasianidae.